Messenger RNA from Acaulospora colombiana, 927 nucleotides. NCBI's taxonomy places the organism in Eukaryota, Fungi, Glomeromycota, Glomeromycetes, Diversisporales, Acaulosporaceae. The record is from the annotation of a GenBank genome assembly.
GCUUCUGUUAAUCAGUGGAUCAUUACCCAGGACAAGAAUUGGGUGCUCCCGCCUCCGACUAUAGGGGUCAGCUUGGCCCAGAUCUGUCCCACAGACGUGGAGAUCAAGCCUUGGAUGAAGUUUACUCGACAUCCUAUUUCAUGGGAUGGGAUGACGGAUGCGGGCGGAAAAUCUGGCAAGAAGCUUGUACUAAUUGGGGCUGCUGCGGCCAAGGCUUCUGUGAAUGGCAAGCUACCAACCAGAGCACCGUCCCAUGAAGAAGAUCCCUUGGAAGGCUUGCACUUGCUAAUGGACUACCCGUCAGACGAAAAGCCUUCCUAUUCGUAUGCGCUCAUGACACGGUUCGCCAUUCUCGGGUCACCCUUCAAAUCUCUUAGUCUGGCAGAGAUUUACAUCAUGCUUGAAGCCAAGUUUCCCUGGUUUGCGAGGGAAGAUAAUAAAUGGCGCGAUUCGAUUCGGUAUAAUCUCAGUAGCAACAAUUGGUUCGUCAAGACGAAGCGGGCUUUGCACCAGCCUGGUGUCGGCAAUCUGUGGACAGUAGACGAAGAGAGUCCAGGCGGCCCCAAACGUCCUAGAAAGGGGCGCAAUAGUAAAGGAGGAAGUGCCUUUACGGAUAUUGACGAUGAAGAGGACGAAGAUCAUGAGGGAGAGGAACCAGCUCCUUCUCGUCCUUCUGCGACAGAACAAGCCGCCCAAGCCGGUACCAGUCGCAACGGAACCCUGAUGCUUACGUUCGAUAGUAAGCAAAGGGUUCCCCUUGACACUCAACAAGCUGAACGAGGAGCCUCUGCUCAUGCCAAUCAUAAUCUCAUCUCUCGCGUUUCGACUCGUCAACAAGCUCCGGGUGCUCCACCGACUCGUCCGCCUCUCACCUCUCAAACACCUCCAGACCCGACCCCGCAUAAUGAGGCGCGCCCCCCAAAGCCU